GAAUGGACUGUUCCAAAGACAGAUGUCCCGGUCCACAACAUUUGGAAUGGUGUUCUGCGACCCCCCCUGUGUUUGCAGCGCGUGUGGAUGCCUGUGGUAUCGCUUCUAGCAUUGGGAUGCACGUCUGAACGGAAUUCCUCUAAUCAAAGUCCACGCAUGGGUUACUAACGACACAAACAACGGAAGCAGGAGCACUUGAUAUUGGAGGAUACUUGUACUGUAACUGAUAUAUAAGAACACGCUACCAUGGAGUGCAAAGAUGAAGCCAGUGAUACGGACAGUGGCAUUAUCCUCCAGUCAGGCCUUGAUAGCCCCACGUACCCCGUGAAAGACAUGCCCACGCACACAAGAGCGGUGAAACUGCGCCAGCAAUCCCUGGAAGACAAACUGGAGAGCUGCCGACUGGAACUCAGAAAGCUGUGCAUCCGAGAAGCUGAGCUGACUGGAAUACUGUCCAAAGAAUUCCCCCUGAAGCCUGGGGAGAAAGCACCCAACGUGAGGCGAAGGAUCGGGGCAGCAUUCAAACUGGACGACCUGAGCAUCCUGCAGCAGGGAUCGGACCCCAAGCUGAGCUCCUUGGAGGCGGAGCUUGCCCUGCAGUUUCAGAUCUACGAAGCAGCCCGCAGGCUGUCAUUGGAGGAGAACAUCAGCAGGCACAUGAAGAAGAACCGGCUGAACCAGUGCGAGAAGGAGCAGAAGAAAUUGAAGGAGCUGCAGCAGGCUGUGAACGAGCUCCACACCAAGGCUGGACACAAGCCACUGCACCCGGGCAGCCAGCUCCAAGACCCGGACCCUCACGGCUCCGAUGACAGCUCUCUGUCUGACGCUGCGCUGCUGGAAGACGAGGGCGUUCCAGCUCUGACCCCCCACCCUGUGUGUGAGACCUCCUCCCCAGCGGCACCCCCCCCUCACAGCUCCCCGCUGCCCCCCACCCACUCCCACCGCCCGCUUCCCCCUCAGACCUUGGAAGGCCUCAUCCUGGGGCUCAGCCCCAGCCUGGAGUACGACCGCUCCCCCAUCCAGAACACCGCCUGGCGGGAGUCCAGCCUCGACCAGCCCUAUGAGAAGCCCAAAAAGACCAACUCCGCCGCCAGCAGCCAGUCCAGUAGCCCGGCCGGGACUCCAGUGUCGACUCCAGUAGAUUUCAGACUGGGAGAUGUUCAGCUGCCGUACCAGUUCAGUCCGAUCAUGAAGCUCCCGCUCCCGCUCCGGCACACCCACUCCUCCAGCGCUCCCUCCACUCCGGAGAUGCAGGGGCGCUGGGUGCACUCGCAGUCCGUGAGGCUACCCAGUAGCGACCCUUCCCAUGAUCCUUUGGAAUCCAGAGGGCGGAGCCGGUUACCUAGGAGACAAUCUGCCAACUUCAUGAUGACCUCCCAGGACCACCCCUUCCCUCAGCCCAGAAUGAACCUAUCCAACCCCCUGUACCACUCUGGCUCUGAGGACAGUAACUCCGACUACUCCACCCCCUCCUACACAAGCUCCUCCUGCCAGGAAAGGAUGCCAGAGCUGGUCAGACCGGGCCUCCCACCCUACCCGGGGCCUCCCCAGAACAACUGCUACUCAGGUUUCUACAAGAACCCCCAGAACCACUCCUCCCCAAACUUCUACCCACCGCAUGGAUGCACUGAGGGUGGGAGGGGGUACCUCAGAGAGAGUGAUCAGGGGAGGGGGUAUCUCAAAGAGAGUGAUCCAGGGAGGGGCUAUCUCAUAGAGAGUGAUCAAGGGAGGGGGUAUCUCAGAGAGAGUGAUCUGGGGAGGGGUUAUCUCAUAGAGAGUGAUCAGGGGAGGGGGUAUCUCAGAGAGAGUGAUCUGGGGAGGGGUUAUCUCAUAGAGAGUGAUCCAGGGAGGGGCUAUCUCAGAGAGAGUGAUUCGGGGAGGGGCUAUCUCAGAGAGAGUGAUUCGGGGAGGGGCUAUCUCAGAGAGAGUGAUCCGGGGAGGGGCUAUCUCAGAGAGAGUGAUCCGGGGAGGGGGUAUCUCAGAGAGAGUGAUCCGGGGAGGGGGUAUCUCAGAGAGAGUGAUCCGAGGAGGGGUUACCUGCAGCCCCCUCCUCCCCUGCUGUGGGAUCACCCCUGCAGGCAGUAUCGUUACGAUGAUGAUCCGGCUCCACGGAGGGUGAUGCAGAGGCCCUUCCCCGCACAAGUCAAGCUUGCUCGCGCCCCCUCUCUGAAGGAUUACCCCCAAUCUGCCAGCCAGAGGGGGCUGCCCAGAGAGGUGGUCUCGGAGGAGCUCCAGUCCUGGCACGUGCGGACGGUGUUCAGGAGUGUGCGCCCCCGGUCCCUCGACAGACAGGGUGCCAUCCGGGUCAGAAGCAACACGCCAGGCAGGGAAUCCCCCCUCACCAGGCAGCCAGUGCCCCAUCAGCAGACUCCGCAGAGACGCAUCUUGCAGAGAGCUCCGGACGGGACACCAGUGCAGUGGUAUGUGGAGGAAGAGUCUGAAAUCAUCAGUCAGGUUUAGAGACGAGAGACAAGAGACAAGCGUCCGGCGUCCCCCCUCCCCACUUGCGGACCAGAGACUCCAUCCUAUUUAUUUUUUAAUUUAUUUACAAUCCUAUCAUUCACAAGGAGGCUGAACAGACGCCUGACCCGCUCGGACGCCGACGAGAUUCAGGACCCUGCGCAGGCCUUUUGCACACUUGGCUAUAGAUGGUGUGCAGCAGAGGGUUAUUCCACGCUGCUGUAAAAUGGCUGGAGGAAUCGCCCAUCGGGAACUUCAACUGGAAGAGUCUAAGAGCAAUGCCGUCGUGCGCGCUGCUGCUGCAGAGUUUGUAGACUUGAGGAAACUAAUGUGGGAAGUAAACCGAGCUUAUAAAUCGAUUCUCUUACCUCUCUGUUGCCACCACGCUAUCACAGAUGCCCUCCUGUGCUUUUAAUUACCUAAGACUUCCCUGAACUUGCAACAUGAACGAUAAGGGUUCACAAGGAUGAAGAAGCCAGCUGUUUGCUCAAUAGUUCAAUGAAACCGUGGUCAUGCCUGCAGAUGUUUUCAGGCAGAUUGUCAAACACACUGUUUAGCUAUGACAGAAUACAGUGAGGUCUAAUUGAACUUGGAUCAUUGACAUCUGGUCACAAGCUCGCCUGACUGUAUCUGGUGCUGUUUCCCUUAUGCAAGUGUAUUCCAGGGUGAAAGAUUAUGAAGCGUGUGUUCUCCGUCUGCAGGAUGUCUGAUAAGGAGUGUGAGAAACCCCUUUUUUUAUAAUCUUCAAUAAGCACAGCACCGAACGCACAAAGCCAGGGACAGACUGAAAUCGUUUUAAAGUCUUCGGACUCCACCAGGACCAAUAAUAUCGAACGAUAUUAAACUAAUAAUAAUUGAAUGAUAAUUUAAAAGGAUACACUGGUGUAAAUAAAUAUAUGUAGAAAUAUAACAUGCUGGUCAUUGUACUGAAAUGUUUCGUGUUUAUGUUGGUGAACACUAAGUGUAUUAAUAUAAUGGAUGUUUUGGUGUUUUACUGUAUAAUGAAAUAAUAAUAAUGCUACACAAAAAUACAGAAGCAUCAAUCUGCUUUUCACUCAGCUGUUGCUUUUAUUUUGUUACUUGGAUAAUGACACAAAAACUAAAACAAAUAGUUGUACAAGUAUCACAUCCUGUGCUGAAGGUCAAUUUUAUGGUAGAACAGGAAGUAGGGUACUAGAAAGCAGUUCUGUUUUCUAGAAGGCAUGUUCAGAAAUAGAAAUCCACCCAUAGAAAAAAAACUGCAUUACAUACGAUGCUAAUAUAUAGAAUAUCGUAUAGGCUACGAUACAAACCAAUAUCUAAACGAGAAUUCACAGCAGCUACCCGUGAAGAGUUGUGUUGUUGACCACUCUGAGCUUGAGUGGGUUCAGACGUGUCCAUUCAGCAGGUGUCUGUUAUCUGCAGUGUGAGGGUGUGGGCUUCCUUUCCUUUAGUAAAGGCUACCUGAUAAACGCUUGGGCAGUAACUGUCCAUUUCAGUGAGUAAAUUACACUAACGGGUGUGUGUAGGCAACACUGGGCUCAGAUCGAUAUGGAUAUAACAAUGUGUUUAAUAUCUUGGUUUCUUUUGCUCAUAAUAUUUGUUCUUUUCAGGUCCGCAUUUAGAGGGUGAAUUCUAUGUUUUUCACCUCUGGAGACCUGGGUUCAAAUCCAGCUUGGGUGAAAAGGGAAAUGAGUUUCGGUGAUAAAACCUAACCCCUUUAUUGGAGAUUUAGUCACAAAAAUAAAUGUAAAUUGAAAUAAUAAAAUAGCUUGCAUUUAAAAAUAUAUAUAUAUAUAUAUUUAAUGUGAUUAUAAUAAUCUGAUUUGGACUAUCAUUUACUGAACAGGGCACUGUUUUUUGUAUGUUUU
This is a messenger RNA of Acipenser ruthenus (sterlet), 4310 nucleotides long. RefSeq names its product innate immunity activator protein. Gene Ontology annotation, biological process: adherens junction maintenance; positive regulation of protein ubiquitination. Bases 247 to 2460 code for a protein of 737 amino acids. The transcript is spliced from 10 exons. The record is from RefSeq and is a predicted model, not a curated record. NCBI's taxonomy places the organism in Eukaryota, Metazoa, Chordata, Actinopteri, Acipenseriformes, Acipenseridae.